This is a messenger RNA of Apis mellifera (honey bee), 3452 nucleotides long. RefSeq lists its product as uncharacterized. The record is from RefSeq and is a predicted model, not a curated record. The transcript has 4 exons. Lineage: Eukaryota; Metazoa; Arthropoda; Insecta; Hymenoptera; Apidae. The coding region runs from base 582 to 3413 and encodes 943 amino acids.
CGAUGUUAAUCCCAAUUCUUUUUCCAUUAUUAAUCCACAACAACUAAUGAGAACCGAUGAGAUAAAAUCACGCACGAAGAUAAAAUUUCGAUCGAAAUCGAUCCAACGAUCCGAUCAAUAUAAUACACUAAAAUAUCUUUUUUUCCUCGCUUUAUCGAUACUUUGCUUAUUAUUUAUUUAUUAUUUUUUUUUUCCUUUCCAGAUCAUGGACGAUUCGCUCGCGCGAAUCGAAAACACAAGAAGAACCGCCCUUCGCCAUUCUUCCUCCUCGAUCAGCAGAUAUAGCGAUUAAAAACGUUUUUCGCUGCCUACGACGUGAUAAGACGAUACGAUGGACGAUACCUAUCGACGAUAUUCGAUUACUGUCUCGUUGAACACUUUACUUACACGUUGUGCUUAUUAGACGCGUCAUGAACGCCGCCGUUUACUCUUCGUCAAAGUGUCCGAUUCGAGAACGGAGCAAUAUUUUGCCGCCUAGUGAGGAGAUGAGAGGGUUAUAUAGUUCGUAGUUUUUUUUUUUUUUUUUUUUUGUAAAAAACCAGUUUGCCCACCUUUGGAGGGAAGAGAGAAGAAAGGAGAAAAUGGGAAAUUCGAAGUCGAAGAUCAAGCGGACGGGGAAAACGAGCAGGAAGAGCAAGGAAAGUGCACGGUUCGAGAGCAUUUCAAGAUCGUCCGAUCGUUCGAUCAACGAGGAAUUCCUUAAUGAUCCGCAAUUGUUGUUAUUGAAACAAAUGAUUAAAAAGAAUCCGGAAUUGUUCAUACUGAACAAUCUCAUGAUGUGCGUUCAAUUUUUCGGGAAUUACGAAAAGGAAAUCAAGGAUCUGAAGAUGAAGCUGGAGUCCUCGCGCGAGAGGAAGAUGAACGAGCAAUUGAAAAUGAACAUCCAGGAGAAACGAGUCCUGGUUCCAGACAUUCUUCAGGAGCACAUCACCAACCACGUCGGUUUCAUCUCGAGGCGGCAAAAUUUCCGCCCUACGAUCGAACCCCUUCAACCGGUUCGCAUAUACAUGAUCCACAACAACAUCGACAUCACGGAGGAAAAUUACACGUCCCAUUACAGCAACGUCAACGAUUCGACCAUGUACAGCAUACUGUUGAAACCUGCGAGACACGAAGGUUACGUGCAGCUUCAAGUGUUGGACGAUUUCUUCUUGAAGAGGAAAUCGAGCAAGGAGGACGACGUGGAUCUGUCCUCCAUAUCCGAGGACGAUGACGAGGUGUACAGCGACGGGAGUAUUUACGGGGCGAAGGCGCGGUCCAACGUGUCCGUCAACUCGGCAAUCUCGUACAAGUCGAAGCAGGACAUGUUGAGAAGCAGGCUCAAGCACACGAGAUCGUUGCCCAACCUGAUCGAGGAUUUGUCCCGGCCGGUCGAUACGAAAGAUUACGACGCGACCGGCGGGGCGGGAUCCUCGUCGUUCGAGGAGCGAGCAAGGAAUCAGAAUCGGUCGAGGGUGGGCGGCGGGCAACAGAAGGAAAACGCGAAAUUCCAACCUGGUUUGACGAGUCAGGACCAGCAUCGUCACCCGAGCAGCAACAGUUCCGGGUACAGAUCCGACAAUUACGCGAUAUACAGCGAGAGCAGUUGCAACCCGAGCUCGAGGAUGUCCCAGGCCUCGUCCAGUUUCGAGGAGAUAGAGGAGUGUUGGGUAACGAAGGGAAAGUUUCCCAAGCAUUGCUUCAAGAAGGUGACGUACACGGGGGACGGGAAGAUCUACGACCCGGCCGAGGAGAAGAUGCAUCUGAACAGCAAGCAGCGUAGGAUCAGGCUGGCGAUGAAACGUCACAACUACGACCUCUUCUACAUAAGCAGCACCGAGUUUAUGAAACAUUUCACGAAAUUGUUCACGUACCGGUUCGGCGAGUCGUUGUACUUCGAUCGAGAGACGGUGGAGGACAUGAAGCGGGAGGGGUGCGUGCUCUACUGCGACAAAAUCAUGAUAUCGGACGCGUCCAAGUACAGCCAGAUAGAGCAGUACGAGAUAAUACCCGCCGUCUGGCUGGAGUGGCCGAUCUGCGGCCAGGAGUGGCUCAACAGGUCGAGGGAGAGUUGGCCGAGCGAGGAGGACAUUGGCAAGGUGAAGGAUUUCGGUUGUUACGUCGCGCCGGAGGGCUACGUGUCGAAAAGUGGAAACAGCAAUCUCAUCGAGGAUCUCGAGUGGCAGCUCGUGUUCCCGACAGCGGAAAGGUAUCUCGAAACCUGCAUGACGCAGGCCCAGGUGCAGGUGUACUUGAUCGCUCUGAUGCUUCACAAGACGUUCAUGAGGCCUAUAUUCGACACGAUGUUCGGAAUGACGACCGCGCACAUAAGGCACAAAUUAUUUUGGAUGAUCGAGGAGAACGACAAGCCUUCCAAGUGGCCCGAGAACGGGACAGGGGUUUGCUUGUUGAGGUUGCUCAACUCUUUGUACUACAACAUCAGCCAGAACGAGCCUGUAUUGAAGGAUUACUUCGUCAAGGGUAGGAAUCUCUUUCAAAGAAUACCGAGCGAACACCUGUUGCACACGCAAAAACAGUUGAAGAGGAUCACCGAGAAUCCGAUAAUGUACGUUUUCCACGCGAUGGAGAACAUUCAGUACAGGAACGAUUUUUUCCCGAGAUUGAACUUUGAACUGUUGCUGAAAAUAUUGACUGGGGAGACGUUGACGUUGAUCAAUCCAAAGUUGAACCGUUACAUCUUGUCGCAGUCGCCGCAAAAGAAUACGAAUUUGUCCGAGCAGGAGGACAAAUACGACGAGAGAGGAUUCUGGGACACGGUGAAGACGCAACCGGUCAAACAUUCCGUCCAAUCGAUUACGAAUAAAACGUUGAUCAACGCACGCAAAGCCACGGAUUCGAUUAUUGAAAUCUCGACUCGAUGCGCCGAGUUGGAAGGUCCAAGGCUGUGCAUACUUUUGCAAUUCUUCAUAAAACACUUCAUAGAAAUCGCUGAACGUUGUAUUCAAUACGAGGCGUAUCGGCAGAAAACCAUAUACCUGAAUCAAGCCGAUCGAUUGUCCAUUCUACUUUUCGAGGGUGAGAAUUACAGGAACGACGCCCAAAGUUAUCGCGACCAGAUAAAAACACUCAGGACGAUGAAAAAGCCGCAGAAAUCGCAAAAAUCACACAACAACCCGAAAUCGAGCAAUCCGCAAUCGAAUGCUCCCGCGAGAAAUUCGGAAAACGCGAUAUACGUUGGAUCGUUGAGCGAUCGGUUCACGUCGAAGCCCGUCCAACAGGAAACGAAAGAAAAAUUAUCAGAGAAGCGAUCUCAUCAAGAGAAUAAUCGUACCGUUAUAAAAGCAAUUAUUCACGAGACACAGUACGAAGAACCGGACAGAUUGAACGAGGGGAGCGAUAGCGUGACGAUUAAUCAAAACGAAAAUCAAAUUUCAAAAUCGAAAGUCUCAAUCGCUACCGUUUCUGACUUGUAAUUAAAUGAAAAAGAAAAAAAAAAAAAAAAUUAAACGAUA